Molecule: messenger RNA, 1322 nt
Organism: Trematomus bernacchii (emerald rockcod)
Lineage: Eukaryota; Metazoa; Chordata; Actinopteri; Perciformes; Nototheniidae
Product: complement factor H-like
Exons: 9
Coding region: 50-1096 (348 amino acids)
Source: RefSeq, a predicted model, not a curated record
CUGAUCUUAACUGAAACCCUUUUGGCAUUAUUAUUUCAUUCCUGACAAAAUGUGCGUGAGAUAUCUUGGAGUUUUUCUCCUGGUUUGGAAUCCACAAGUGCUGCAUGCACAAAGUGCAGCUCAGCCUUGUCCUGCUCCCAGUCUGAAUGGCGGGUUUUUUUCCCCUGGACAAUCAGCUUAUAAUCAUGAAGCCACGCUCAGUUAUGCCUGUCAUGCCGGACUUAAACCAGCAGUGAAGGGCUGGUGGGGGACCAGCAGGUGUCAAAAUGGCAAUUGGUCUGCUAAUCCCCAAUGUAUAGAUGAAAAAGCCUGUAUGCCACUGACUAUCCCAAAUGGAAACUACGAUGCAAGCACAGAUGGUUGGUAUAAGGAUGGAGGCAAAAUCAGGGUAAGAUGUGAAGAAGGAUAUGAACACAAAGACCAUGACGCCACAGCGCAGUGUAUAAACGGAAUAUGGUCCUCUGUGCCAAUCUGUGAAAGGAGUACCGAAUCAUGUGGUGAUCCCCCUAAAAUCCCCCAUGCAGUCAUCAUUGGUAAGGGAUACCAGGAGGUGUUUGCUGUAAACUCACAACUGCAGUGUAAGUGUGAAGAUGGAUAUGUUGCAGAGGGAGCAGACACCAAAACAAUCAUUUGCAUCUCAGGAAACUGGACUGAAGGCCCAACGUGCAGUGGGGGGGACACUACUGUGACGGAACCUGUCUCCGGAGUCAACACCUGUGGAACUCCCCCCCUGGUUGCUAACGGUGACGUUGUGAAAAACACUGGAAGGUAUUUGCAGUACCGAUGCGCUGCUUAUUACGAACUAGUGGGUCCGAAGAUGGUGGAAUGUUACAGCAAUGGCACGUGGUCCGAAGCACCCACCUGCAAAGCCACCUACUGUUCUGUGAACACUGAUGAAGUUUCUCACGUAAAAUCUGUUGGAGUCAGAUUUAUAAAUGAUGGUGAAGAAGAGCAUUUGGAAUGUUCCAGGUCUGGCAGGUUUUUUUAUCAAUUUUCUGAAGCCCGGUGCACUCAUGGGAAAGUUAAGUUUUCUGAAUGUUGCCAUAAGGUUGAAAUAAAAACGGGUCUCUGCAACGAUCUAUUGCCAGGAAUGUAAUGCUGCCCUUGGAUUGGCUCUCACACACUGAGACACCCUGGCAACUUUUGAGGGUUAAGAUUGUGAGACACUUUGUGUUUUCUAGAAUAUAUGUCUGGCUUUUCAUAUGGUUCUGUGAAUGCCUCACUACUGUAGGAGGAAAUGACUGUGCUUAAAGGUGCAAAAAUAACUCAACAAAUACAGUGUGUAUUUCAUCUAGAGGUCUCAAUAAAGUAUUCAACUCUUG